Zasmidium cellare ATCC 36951 is the source of this 1110-nucleotide messenger RNA. RefSeq lists its product as uncharacterized. Bases 1 to 1110 code for a protein of 369 amino acids. The transcript has a single exon. NCBI's taxonomy places the organism in Eukaryota, Fungi, Ascomycota, Dothideomycetes, Mycosphaerellales, Mycosphaerellaceae. The record is from RefSeq and is a predicted model, not a curated record.
AUGGCGGCCACCACGACGCUGGAGCCUGCGAUCCCUGAGCAUUUGAGGGUUCCGAGGACGAUUCCUGCGAAUACGCCUCCGGGUUUUCAGCCUCCCUUCCCGGCGUACAGUGCGAGGUUUCCGAAAGAGGUUAAGGGCCUUGUCACGGCUAUUGUUGGCGUUCAGAGCAAGGAGAAGUCUGAGAAGCAUAGUCCGGAGUACAAGCAGCUCAUUGGGUUUGUCGAUAAGAAGCAGGGGAAAUCGAAACCUCGUUACUGGGAAGCGGCUUCGGUCGUGGACAAUCGCGGCUAUUACAACGAGGUUGUAAUUCCGUAUUGGGAGACGAAAGCAGACUUCGAGGCAUGGAAAGUCGACAGUGGAUUUGAGAAAUGGUGGCAGUCACUAGAAACGGGUUCAGGCACUGGAUGGUUCCUCGAGGUCUUCCUCCCGUCGAUCGAUCGCUUCGAAACCGUCUUCUCCGACAACGUCGAACCUGAAGGCGCCGCUCACAUGCGUGAGAGCGUCUCCGGGACUCUCCAAGAACACGUCUACUGGGGCUCAAUGCGAGACCGACUACCCGUCGGACAAACCGACACCAUCCCCGGCGAAAAGGCAACGAUCAAGCCAAAGGCCGCUGCGAACGGGCAUGCAGCAGAGACUCAAAGUCGGAGGAUCUGUGUCUCGGGCAGGAAGAAUCUCGCCAUGAUUCGCUCAGGACAGGACUGGUCGAAUACCAGGCCACAUGAAAGGAAGUUGUACCUCGAGACCAUGCACCCCGUCCUCAUCAAAGGCAUGGACUUCCUCCGCGACCAAGGCGAAGAAGUCGGCUGCAUCUCCUGUCGCUUCAUGGACAUCAUUCCCAAGGACGACUCCAGCACGGACAAGCUCGCCGACACCGACAAGGCGUUCGGACUGGCGUAUUUCGACGAUCUCGCGUCGCUCGAGGGCUGGAGUAAGAAGCACAAGACGCAUCUGGAUAUCUUUGGGAGGUUCAUUCAGUAUGCGGGGGAGUUGCAGAAUGAGGUGUCGUUGAGGCUGUUUCAUGAGGUUAUGGUUUUGACGCCCGAGCAGCAGUUCUUUGAGUAUGUGGGGUGUCAUGAUAUGACGGGGAUGUUGGCUUCUGUUGCGUAG